This is a messenger RNA of Oppiella nova, 312 nucleotides long. Lineage: Eukaryota; Metazoa; Arthropoda; Arachnida; Sarcoptiformes; Oppiidae. The record is from the annotation of a GenBank genome assembly.
AUGGGCUGCACCGCUGAGAUGGGUAUCUGUCACGCCUCGGAGUUAGAGCACGUGUUCGGCCUACCGGUGCUCAUGCACUCCGAUGACAUGGCCUUCAGCGAGAGUGUGGUUAAAAUGUGGACCAAUUUCGCAAAGACAGGAAAACCAAUGGAUGGGACGGCAUUCAAAUGGCCCCGACUUAUAGAAGCUGGUGUUGCGGACCCGGUGUCAAAAAUUAAGGAGAUUAACCCCUCGACACCCGACCAUAUCAUUGAGAAAUUAUUUGCUAAAACAUGUGACGGAUUUUGGAGGGAUUAUUUCAAUGAGAUAUAA